Melospiza georgiana is the source of this 2151-nucleotide messenger RNA. RefSeq names its product AGBL carboxypeptidase 2 (gene AGBL2). The transcript has 11 exons. Gene Ontology annotation, biological process: proteolysis. The coding region runs from base 1 to 2151 and encodes 716 amino acids. NCBI's taxonomy places the organism in Eukaryota, Metazoa, Chordata, Aves, Passeriformes, Passerellidae. The record is from RefSeq and is a predicted model, not a curated record. Gene Ontology annotation, molecular function: zinc ion binding; metallocarboxypeptidase activity.
AUGGGGAACACCGGCCCUGGCUGGCAGCGAGCUCCUGGGCACGAGCCAAACCAGUGGGUUCCCCCCAAACCGGAGCCCUUCUGUGCACCCAUGGGCCCGGAGCAGGCCCUGUGCACCCUCGGUGAGGAGCAGGGCACUGUUGUCUACCACUCCAGCCCAGCGCUCCAAGGUUCCUGCUUUACCCAUGCUCGGGUUGGAGGAGCCCCAGGGCCACUCUCCUCGCCAGCAGCCCCCUUGGAGGGUCCCCAGGACACCACGCUGCUCUUCGAGUCCCGCUUUGAGAGUGGGAACCUCCAGAAGGCCAUCAAGGUGGGACCCUACGAGUACGUGCUGAUGCUGCGGCCAGACCUGUACACAGCCAAACACACACAGUGGUUCUACUUCCGUGUCCAAAACACGCGGCAGGAGCCGCUCUACCGCUUCACCAUCGCCAACAUGGCCAAGCCCAAGAGCCUCUAUGGCCAGGGCCUGCAGCCGCUGUUCUACUCGCAGCAGGAUGCCCAGAGCCGUGGCAUAGGCUGGCGCCGGGUCGGGACCGAUGUCUGCUACUACCGUGGCAGCGCGGGGGAGCCGCCGCUGUUCCGGCUCAGCUGGACCGUGCGCUUCCCCCACGAUGGUGACACCUGCUUCUUCGCCGCCGGCUACCCCUACACCUAUUCGGAUCUGGGGCGCUACCUGCGCGUGCUGGCGGCCGACCCGGUGCGCUCACGGUACUGCACGGUGCGGGUGCUGUGCCGCAGCCUGGCCGGCAACACCGUGCCCCUGCUGACCAUCACCGGCCCGGGCGGCACGGCCGGCAAGCGCACGGUGGUGCUGAGUGCCCGUGUGCAUCCCGGCGAGAGCGGCGGCUCCUGGGCCAUGCGGGGAUUCCUGGAUUUCCUGCUGAGCCCCCACGAGGACGCGCAGCUCCUGCGUCGCCUCUUCGUCUUCAAGGUGGUGCCAAUGCUCAACCCCGAUGGGGUGGUGGUGGGCAACUCCCGCUGCUCCCUGGCAGGACGGGAUCCCAACAGGGCCUAUGGGAAGGCGCUUCCCGGCUCCUUCCCUGGUGUGUGGCACCUGCGGGCCAUGGUCCAAAGGGAGCUGGCGGAGCGGGAGGUGGUGCUGUACUGCGACUUCCAUGGACACAGCAGGAAGAACAAUGUCUUCAUGUACGGCUGCGAUGGCAGCGGGGACGGCACAGGGACACGGCUGCGCCAGCGUGUAUUCCCUCUGAUGCUGAGCAAAAACGCCCCCAACAAGUUCUCCUUCUCCAGCUGCAAGUUCCAGGUGCAGAAGAGCAAAGAGGGGACAGGCCGGGUCUCCAUGUGGCGCCUGGGUGUCUCCCACAGCUACACCCUGGAGGUGGCCUUCAGUGGCUCCACACUGGGUGGGAGGAGCUCCCACUUUAGCGUGGAGGACCUCGAGUCACUGGGCCGCCUCCUCUGUGACACCCUGCUCGACUUCUGCGACCCUGCACCCGCCAAGCUCCAGCAGUGCCUGGUGGAGGCUGAUGUGCUGCUGCAGCGGCGGAUGGGUCGUGAGCCAGGCUCUGGAGGCAGCUGGAGUGAUAUGUCCCCCUCAGAACUUGAGUCCAGCAUCAGUGGGUCUGACAGCUCUGUGUCCGACGGGAUCCCAGAUGACUUCCACAGCCCCAACCAACAGAUGGAGCCACGCAGGAAGAAGCAGCUGCAGAGACGAAGAGCAAGGAAUGUCCUGCGCCGAACAAAGCGGAGCCACACCAGCAUCCGGGCUGGGACCCGCAGGCAUCCAGUUCUUCCUGAUGUCCAGAGUGGAGGUGACAAUGUGGGAGAGAAGCCCAGAGCCAGCUCCAGCGUCACCUUUUCCAGCGCAGCUGGAACAGGGAAUGGCUCCUGUGCCAUUGCAAGAGAGGUGCCUGGUGCUGACUCUGGAGUGGCCAUUGCCAGGGCACCUGACGCAGGGAAGGGCCACUGUGCCACCAUGAGAAGGCAUCAGCUGGACAGUGGCACAAACGCUGUGACACACCACAAGCCACCACUGAGCCCCUGCCACCAUGCUGCCACCAGUGACUCUUCCCAGGAUCCAGGCAUGGGAGCAAUCUUGGGGCCAUCCUGGCAGCGGGACAGGGACAGGGCCCGUCCCCUCACUGUCCGUGCGGUGACCUCACGCUGCUGCGCCUGCGCUCGGCAGUAA